AUGAAUUCGUUAAUAGUGAUGAUGAUUGUUUUAGUUGAGUGCGCGUUCGGUGGUAUCGUGAACCCACAGGAAAAUGAAAUAAAUACGGGAAGAUCGAUAAAUAAUAAUAAUAACGGUUUAGAAACGGCAUAUAAGUUUUUUACGGAUUGUCAAGAUAAGGAUUUCGAAACGUGUAUGGGAGUCAAAGCAGUGACUAUGAUGAACAGAAUGGCAAGAAUGGAAGAUUUGAAAAUAUUCGAAGGUAUGAGUUUUGUCAGAUCUGGAGAAAUCGAUAGAACGGGUAGAGGUUUAAGCGAAGCGGAAUUGGAAAACAUGCUACCGGAAGAAACGUCGGAAAAAAGAUCGAGAUUGAUCGAUUUGUUUUUCGAUGCUGCAUUUAAAUUUCUUAAAUCACAUUCGUUACAAUUGAAAAUGCCCGAAUCGACAUCGAUGGAUUUGGAAAGAGCUUUACAAGAAGGACGUGGAAAAUUGAAAAAAUCACUUUUGCCAAUAAUUCUUGGUGUCGGAGCCAAAGUUUUUGCCGUUAUUCCGUUACUUUUGGGAGGUUUAGCUUUAGUUGCAACUAAAGCUUUAGUACUCGCUAAAAUUGCAUUCGUCAUUGCUGCCAUUUUAGGUUUACAAAAAUUACUCGGCGGUAGUGGCGGUGGCGCAUUAGGAGGUUUCGGAAAAGUACCUAGUAAUGCGGGUUGGACCACCGGAAACAGUUACUCAAACACGGCCGGUUGGAGCGGUUCCGGUCCAUAUUACAGAAGUUUCAACGAAAAUGAAAGCAGUCACGACAUGGCAUACAGCGCUCAAUCGCCAAAAUCCCUUUAA
Messenger RNA from Pediculus humanus corporis (human body louse), 816 nucleotides. RefSeq lists its product as uncharacterized. Lineage: Eukaryota; Metazoa; Arthropoda; Insecta; Psocodea; Pediculidae. The transcript has 3 exons. The record is from RefSeq and is a predicted model, not a curated record. Bases 1 to 816 code for a protein of 271 amino acids.